Sinocyclocheilus rhinocerous is the source of this 1280-nucleotide messenger RNA. RefSeq names its product INO80 complex subunit B-like. Gene Ontology annotation, cellular component: Ino80 complex. The coding region runs from base 1 to 1050 and encodes 349 amino acids. Gene Ontology annotation, biological process: chromatin remodeling. The transcript is spliced from 5 exons. Lineage: Eukaryota; Metazoa; Chordata; Actinopteri; Cypriniformes; Cyprinidae. The record is from RefSeq and is a predicted model, not a curated record.
AUGAUAUUUAACACGUCCGUAACAUUUCUGCGGAUAGAAGGAGGAUCUUUAAGAGUUAUUCGUGCAAGCGGGGAUGAUUACAGCGUGCACAAGAAGAAACACAAAAAGCACAAGAAGCACAAGAAGAAGCACCAUCGCGACGAUGGCCACAGUUUCUCCUCCGAGGCGCUGGAGUCAGACUCCGGGAUGCUGCUGCUGAAACCUCCUCAGCUCAAGCUCAAGAUCAAACUAGGAGGACAAACUCUGGGCACCAAGAGUGUGCCCACAUUCACAGUGAUCCCGGACUCUCUGCGCUCAGUGUCGCCUCUGAACGUAGAGAGUGAUGAUGAUGAUGAGGAUGAUGAUGACAAUGACUCUGAUGAUGACGUGCCAUCAGAGGGAGUUCCUAUCGAGCAGUACCGAGCCUGGCUGGAUGAAGACAGUAACCUGGACCCGUCUCCUGUGCCGGACUUGGACACGGACUCGCUGCUGGGCGGCCCGAUGGAUGAGGAGGAGCGAUGGCUGGAUGCGCUGGAGAAAGGAGAGCUGGAUGAUAACGGAGAGCUGAAGAAACAGAUCGACGAGUCUCUGCUAACAGCCAGACAGAAAGCGCUCCUACAUAAGCAGCAGAGCCAGCCGUUACUGGAGCUGCCCAUGGGAUACAAGGAGAAGGAGCUGACGGCAGAGAUGAUGCAGAAGCGCGAGGAGCGCGCCCGCAAAAGACGCCUGCAGGCUGCCAAGAAAGCCGAGGAUAACAAGAACCAGACCAUCGAGAGACUGACCAAGACCAGCAAGGCCAAGAUCAAGAGCAUGAAGGAGCGCAGGUCCAAGCAGGCGCAGCUGCCCAUGGUGAGGUACAGCAGUAACGCUCAGGGCACCACCGUCUCGUACCCCGCCGGGAUCCCCGUCCCGACGCCUGCUGCCCCGCCAGAGCCUCCCCCCACGCCCCUGAGCUGCGGCGUGUCCGGAUGCUCCAACCUGAAGAAAUACUCCUGCUCCAGGACCGGGACGCCGCUGUGCAGUCUGGAGUGCUACAGGAAGAACCUGACGCUAGUGCAGGAAGUCGCUUAAAGCACCGUCUGUCAGUGGCGUGUGUUUAAAAAUAGUAGGUCCAUGCAAUUAUGUUGAACAACAGACACAAAAUUCUUUGAUUAAUCGGUGUAAAAUCAUGCUGAAGUUUAUUUUGUGCAUUCAAAGUGCAAUUCAUGAAACACAAGCAGUAAUCUAACUUAAUGUAAAUGUAUUAAUAAAUAUUAUACACACACACAUAUGUACGAAUGUAUACAUCUAUAUAUGCACAC